AUGAACGGGCAUCUCGGGCUCGGCCACCCGGGCCUGUCUUCCUCCCCGUACCUGUCCUUCGCCGCGCCAAAAUCCCCAUUUUCGACAAACGCACCCAGGCGAGCGGGGCUGGGGUGUCCAGGAACCGGCGGCGACGCGGGUACACAAACGGCAGUCGUCGACGGAGCAACGGACCGGCAACUCGGUCCCCGAGCAGGCCUUAAGUCCGUUUCCGCCUCCGACUUGUCCCGCUCCGCCCCCCCUCAUCCAGCAAACUCGUCAUCAGCACCCUCUCCCACGACCUCCAAGGUCCCCAAACCGCCCAACAAGCGCCGAUAUCUCUCGCUUGGCGGGGCUUAUCUGGGUCUUGGCGCGUCUCAGUUCUGA
Molecule: messenger RNA, 366 nt
Organism: Cyclocybe aegerita
Lineage: Eukaryota; Fungi; Basidiomycota; Agaricomycetes; Agaricales; Hemipholiotaceae
Source: the annotation of a GenBank genome assembly